This is a messenger RNA of Aspergillus luchuensis, 465 nucleotides long. RefSeq lists its product as uncharacterized. Lineage: Eukaryota; Fungi; Ascomycota; Eurotiomycetes; Eurotiales; Aspergillaceae. Gene Ontology annotation, molecular function: oxidoreductase activity, acting on the CH-OH group of donors, NAD or NADP as acceptor. Bases 1 to 465 code for a protein of 154 amino acids. The record is from RefSeq and is a predicted model, not a curated record. The transcript has a single exon.
AUGAACAUGUCUUUCCCAGAAGAUUCUCACGGCCACGCUCUGAAAUACGCUGCAUCGAAGAUCCUUGCGCACCAAGCGACACGAUCUUUUUUGGAGAACAACAGUCCACAUUAUAACCUGAUUACACUCCAUCCGACAUACGUCCUGGGACCUAGUAUGGUUCAGAAGACCCUGGGCGAGCUUAGUGGCAUGAACGCGCUCUUCUGGUCGUCGAUUACCUCAGGCCAAACUCAAAUCGCCAAUGCUUGGGUGCAUGUUCACGAUGUCGCGGAUGCACACAUCAAAGUGUUGGAUAAAGAUGUCCAGAGUGGAACAGAGUUCAUUUUAUCAAGACCGUCUGUGUCCUGGAAGCAUGCAGCAAAUUUCAUCAAAGAAAAGUGUCCAGAUGUGGAGUGUAAGCUGGAACCGCCUUUCGAGGGGCAUUGGGCGCUGGAUACCACUGCUGCUGAUCGCAUACUGGUAUGA